AGUACAUCACUCAGAAUUUCAAGAUUACUAUUACAUCAUGAGAUAUCAAAAUGAGUUCAAGUCAUGUACGCCGACAGCUGGAUAAAUCUAAUACGGCCAGAAUAUUAGUUUGUUACGUUUUCGCCGUAUUUCUCCCUAUAUUUGCAUGUGGCAUCGUUCAAUCGAAAACACCGUCUCAGCCAGAAGUCAAUUAUUUGCUACAUAGAAUCGAUCAUGGCCUCUCCCUUCUUCAUGGUCUCAAACUGGUCAUGGCCGUAAACUGGGUUUUGGUAUUCCUGGCGUUCAGUGUGUUCUUCUUUCUUGGGGCAAGAGAAUGGUAUUUUGCACUCUUAGGGACACUGAAUCUGGCCCUGACCACUGUUAUUGUGGCCGGGAUAGCGAUGCAAUCAAAAGUCCUCCCGCAUACCUUUGCUGGUUGCAAUAGCUUAGCAGCAAGCUGGCGUGAGGCCUUGCCAAUGGACAUGAGGGACUCCCCUACAGCCAGCGAAGCCUCGCUGCAUUCUGCUUGCAAGAGGAUGGUUGAGCAUUGGGCCUUCGCAGUUGCCAUAGUGGUCCUUUACUUUCCCUAUUCUUUACUUAUGAUAUUCCACGGUGUUCGAGGAAUCAUGCAUCCUCGUCCGCCUCAGAAUUCGCGCUCCAUGAAUACUAAAUCUCUCAGAAUUCAAGCGGCCAUUUAUUUCGCUUUCAGGUACACAGCAAAGCUCUUUCAGCGGGUUAAGCCUCGGAGUGGAAAACAACCAACACAGGUAGUGACGCGAGAGGCCAACGGGAUUAACCGACGCUCGAAUAUAUUUACCAGGCUCCGUCGUGGCGAGAAAUCUACUGCCUUAUCUCUACGUGUCCUGCCUUCUAACGUACUUCUCAAGAUUGCUUCAUAUACUCAUUACGUGGAUAUAGUCAACCUACACACUGCCUAUGGCAGUCUUUUCCUCGCCUAUAUUGGGGAUAAUGAAGAAGAGUCUAAGCUUGAGGAGCUUCGAAUGUAUAGCUGCGCAUCAGAGCAGGCAAAACAAGAGUGCAGACUUUGCAGAGCACAAAUAUGCGAGUCAUGCUGGAUAUCCGUUCCCGUCCCGCAAACAAUAAUACGUACGCAUUUGGAAUCAUGCAAGCCAAGUUGCUCUCGUUGCUUCUAUAAAAACUACAGUCUGAAUGUGUCUGACUGGUGCAAUAUGGACGCUAUCGCAAACAAGCGAUCUCAGCCUCAGCAUGGUCAAUAUAAUCAGCAUAAGAACGUCUGCCGAGGUUGUGCGGCGAUGACCGACUCGGAAAGGCUCCGGAUGGUGGAACUACAGGAUAAGGCGGAGAUGCACAGGUUCUCCAAGGAAUCCUUGUUCUGUGCAGAUUGCAAGGUCAAGUUGCCGCCAUCGGGUCCACGUUGGUGGAUUUGUCUUUGUGGAGAGGAGUGCCGUCAUCAUAUUCAUCCCCCGUGGGGCCUUGGGAGCAAUAGUUAGGGCGCACAUGGUUGUAAUUGGAUAAACAUUGACUACUUCAAGAUCGUCGGCGGAGUACAGAUCUCUAAUGGUAAUGAUUUGCAUGUUUUACGAUGAAAGGAUAAUGCACAUUAGCACAACUGUAACAGUUAUCAUUUCCGAAGGGCAGCACGUGGCUCAAGCUCG
This is a messenger RNA of Aspergillus pseudonomiae, 1616 nucleotides long. RefSeq lists its product as uncharacterized. Bases 51 to 1451 code for a protein of 466 amino acids. NCBI's taxonomy places the organism in Eukaryota, Fungi, Ascomycota, Eurotiomycetes, Eurotiales, Aspergillaceae. The record is from RefSeq and is a predicted model, not a curated record. The transcript has 4 exons.